Molecule: messenger RNA, 1416 nt
Organism: Schistocerca gregaria
Lineage: Eukaryota; Metazoa; Arthropoda; Insecta; Orthoptera; Acrididae
Product: cuticle protein-like
Exons: 5
Coding region: 76-1326 (416 amino acids)
Cellular component (GO): extracellular matrix
Source: RefSeq, a predicted model, not a curated record
CCGGUGCCGCGGGUGUGACUAUAUAAGCAGCGGCGGGCUCACGGCGGUCAGAAACCAGCCAACACCACCGCAGCCAUGGAGUGCAAGCUGAUCGUUCUGUCCGUCGUGAUGGCGGUGGCGCACGCCGGGUACCUGGCCGCCCCCGCAGUCUUCGCCCCUGGAGCGCCGCUGGCUGCCCGGGCCUACGCCGCCCCUGCCUAUGCCGCCCCCCUCGCCAGAGCCUACGCCGCCCCCGUCGCCAGGGCCUACGCCCCAGCAGUAGCCGCCCCCGCCGCCGUCGCUGCCGAGUACGACCCCAACCCCCAGUACAGCUACGCCUACAGCGUGCAGGACGCCCUUACCGGUGACUCCAAGAACCAGCACGAGAGCCGCAGUGGAGACGUCGUCCAGGGCAGCUACAGCCUGGUCGAGCCCGACGGCUCCGUCCGCACCGUCGACUACACCGCCGAUCCCGUCAACGGCUUCAACGCCGUCGUGCACAAGGAGGCCGGCGCCCACCCCGCCCCCGCCUACGCCGCCCCCAUCGCCAGGGCUGCCUACGCCGCCCCCAUCGCUAGGGCUGCUUAUGCUGCUCCUGCUCUCGCAUAUGGAGGUGCUUACCACGCAAUGGAUGAUGGUGAUUUAAGGGGGGACCAGGCUGUGCCGGCCGCGGCCUAUAUAAGCUGUCGCCGGCGGCACAGCGGGCACACAGUAAUCGAACACAGCAGCGGCAGCAACAUGGUGUGCAAGUUGAUCAUCCUGUCCGUGGCGGUGGCCGUGGCAAGCGCCGGCUACCUGGGCGCCCCCGCCGUCUACGCCCCCGGCGCACCUCUGGCUGCCCGCGCCUACGCCGCCCCCGCCUACGCUGCCCCCAUCGCUCGUUACGCCGCCCCCGUCGCUAGGGCCUACGCCGCUCCCGUAGCCAGGGCCUACGCCCCAGCUGUCGCCGCCGCCCCCGCCGCCGUCGCUGCCGAGUACGACCCCCACCCCGAGUACAGCUUCUCGUACAACGUGCAGGACGCCCUCACCGGUGACUCCAAGGCCCAGCACGAGACCCGCAGCGGAGACGUCGUCCAGGGCAGCUACAGCCUGGCCGAACCCGACGGCUCCAUCCGCACCGUCGACUACACCGCCGACCCCGUCAACGGCUUCAACGCCGUCGUGCACAAGGAGGCCGGCGCCCACCCCGCCGCCGCCGCCCCCGUGGCCGUCGCCCACGCCCCCGUGGCCGUCGCCGCCCCCGCCAGGGCUUACGCCGCUCCCAUUGCCAGGGCUGCCUACGCCGCCCCCCUCGCUAGGGCUGCCUACGCCCCCGCCCUGGCCUAUGGUGGUGCCUACCACGGUUAAGGACUGACAUGGACCAACCAACCUCUCACUCCCAUUUUGUACAAAUACCUGUACUCAUUAAUGCACAUCAAUAUAUAAGUUUAUAAUCAA